CUGCUCAGCGCCGUUCCCCUCCUGCGCAGGCUGCUCCCAGCAGUUGCACUUUUGCUUUGCACAUCGAGAGAGGGUGGGGAUCCGCUGCCGGCACCCGCGCGCAGCACCCGCAGACCGGCACCCGCAGGGGCCCACCGAGACAGCAACGGCAGUAGAGGAGAAGGAGGAAAAAAUAGAAGUGAGGCUCCAGUCAGCAGCACACCGGAGCCUCCCCCGAAAGGCUGCAGGGCCAUGUCGAUCAUCAAGCUCUUGUGUUGAGAGAAGUGGCUGAAAUGCCACCCAAGAGGUGACAAUGCUGCAGCUCCGGCGAUGAACUGUUGACUGCUUCGGCACAUGAUGAUGCAUUUCCUGGUGUGGGUCCUCCCUGUCAAUCCUGCAAGCGACUACCAUAAGGUCUGGUAACUUCUGACAGAGGGCAUGAGCAGAGCACGCUAGCAGGACUUUAAUUAACUCACUCACCCCAUAAUGAAGCUUCUCCCCAGAAUGGACAAGAUGAUCUGGUAACCAAAGCCUCGCACAUGGACACUAGGGCUGAACCUUUUUAAUUAAGCAUCGACAACCUGAGGACAUCCUGCCCAUGGGACACUAGUGAGGAAGAUGUUAUCAUGCAGGGGCUGAGCACAGACCUGGAGCACAACCAUGACGAACAGUUCAACCUGCACCGAAACCAACCUCAAGCUCUACUAUGCAAUUACGUACACGUUCAUCCUGAUCCCUGGACUAAUAGGAAACACAUUAGCUUUGUGGGUCUUCUAUGGGUACAUGAAAGAAACUAAAAGGGCCGUCAUAUUUAUGAUCAACUUAGCCAUUGCCGACUUAUCGCAGGUUUUGUCCUUGCCCCUGAGGAUUUUCUACUACUUGACUGGGACGUGGGAGUUCGGAGGAGGCCUCUGCAUGUUGUGCUUCUACCUGAAGUACGUCAACAUGUAUGCAAGCAUCUACUUCUUGGUUUGCAUCAGCGUAAGACGGUAUCUGUUUGUUAUGCACCCUUUCAAAUUCAGUGACUGCAAGCGCAUCUGCGACGUGUACAUCAGCAUCGCUGGGUGGGUGGUGGUCUGCGUUGGCUGUUUGCCUUUCCCGCUUCUCAGACUCCACCAGGAUGCUAAAAACACGUGUUUCGUGGAUCUCCCUGUAAAGGAAGUUGAUCUUCCCAUCUCCAUUGCAAUGAUGACCAUAGGUGAGCUGGUGGGGUUUGUGACACCCCUACUCAUCAUCCUAUACUGCUCGUGGAAGACUAUCUUAUCACUAAAGGAAAAUAAUUCUGUUUCACAUGACCUUGGAGAGAAAAAAAAGGCUUUAAAGAUGAUUCUCACCUGUGCACUGGUAUUUCUGAUUUGCUUUGGACCUUAUCAUAUCAGCUUUCCACUAGAUUUCUUUGUCAAAAUCAAAAAGAUUGAAAACGUGUGCGUCCAGAAGGUGAUUUCAGUGUUUCACGUUGUAGCUUUGUGUCUUGCCAGCUUGAACUCCUGCGUGGAUCCAAUCAUCUACUACUUUACUACAGAUGAGUUCAGGAGACGCCUUUCCAGGCAGGAUUUGCAAGACAGCAUCCAGCUCCACAACCUCAGUUAUGCGAGGAAGCACUCCAGAGACGUGCUCAGGAAGGACAUUAUAGACUACUAGCACUCGCCUUGCCCAGAUGUUUCCCAGGACUUCAAAUAUUCACUAUAUUUUGGGGUUUGGCCCAUUUUUUUCCCCCAGGACACAGAGUGCCUACUCAGCCAAGUUUCUGCUGAUUCCAGUGAGGUCUGAGGAAUACAAAAAUCCAAACAAGACCCUCAAAAAUCCCAAACCGACUGAAAAUACAUUAC
Messenger RNA from Cuculus canorus (common cuckoo), 1808 nucleotides. RefSeq names its product G protein-coupled receptor 174 (gene GPR174). NCBI's taxonomy places the organism in Eukaryota, Metazoa, Chordata, Aves, Cuculiformes, Cuculidae. The record is from RefSeq and is a predicted model, not a curated record. Gene Ontology annotation, cellular component: membrane. Gene Ontology annotation, biological process: phospholipase C-activating G protein-coupled receptor signaling pathway; positive regulation of Rho protein signal transduction. The coding region runs from base 640 to 1620 and encodes 326 amino acids. Gene Ontology annotation, molecular function: G protein-coupled receptor activity. The transcript is spliced from 3 exons.